Molecule: messenger RNA, 1942 nt
Organism: Selaginella moellendorffii
Lineage: Eukaryota; Viridiplantae; Streptophyta; Lycopodiopsida; Selaginellales; Selaginellaceae
Exons: 8
Coding region: 21-1349 (442 amino acids)
Biological process (GO): negative regulation of DNA-templated transcription
Cellular component (GO): nucleus
Molecular function (GO): transcription corepressor activity
Source: RefSeq, a predicted model, not a curated record
AUUUUAGGGUACUGUUUGCGAUGAAGAAGGCGCCAGUCCAAGAGGCGGAGUUGAAGAACAAGGCGGGCACGGCGUGGAGCCAUUCCUAUCUCAAUCAGAAGCCCUGGCAUCCGCUCUCGUAUCCCAACCAGCGGCGCAAAUGGAUCGCGGAGCAGACACAUUUGCAGCGGGAGCGCCGGAACGAGGAUGUUGCGCGAGAGUUUGCACAAGAGCAAGAGUUUUAUCGGCAAACUGCGAUGCUAUCCAAGAAAGAACAAGAGAAGGCCGAAGCUAUGAAAGCUUUGAGCUUCAUGUAUUUGCGACCACCUGGUUACAAUGCUGAGAGUGCCAGAGCAGCAGAGAUUGCCGAUGAGAGGAAAAAACUUGGUGAUGAUGAUCCUGUUCCAUCUGAGGAGUACACCAGGCCACAGCCGGAAAAGAAAAAAGCCAGGGUGUUGGAUAUAUACGGGAGACCUGUGCCAACUGAGGAAGAGUUUCCUGCCUUGAAGAAUGCUCCCAGGCUCGAUACUGGAACUAUUGCUCGUGCAAAGCCAUUUGGAGUGGAGAUCCGAAAUGUGAAAUGUGCUCGAUGUGGAAGUUUUGGCCACCAAAGUGGCGACCGAGAGUGCACCAUGAAAGAUACUAUUAUGCCAAGCGAGCAAGCACGGCUGAGGCGAGAUGAUCCUUUGAAUGCGAUGGUUGGACAGACUGAAAACAAUAAAUGGGAGCUGAAACAGCAACUUGGAGGCAUGAGUCCUCCCCGUGGCGGCUUUAAGCCCGACGAUCCGAAUCAACAGAUAAUCGCGGAAGAUGAUGUUUAUGACGAAUAUGGAGGUUUUCUGGGAGAGGGAUUGGCCGACGCACUUGCAUCGUUUUCACGUGACCGUUUAAAAAGGGACAAAAAACGGCACAGGAAGGAGAAGAGGCAUAAGAGAAAAAAGAUGAGAACCGACGAUUCAAGUAGCGACUCGGAAGAUAUGGAACCCACAAGAAAACACGGGCAUAGAAAAGACGGGAGGGAGGGUGGAGCUACGGACGAGGAAGAAAAACCCGAUAGAGAUGAAAAGAAGCACAGCAGACGAUUGGACGACUCAAGCGACUCGGAUUCAAAGCAUGGGAAAAGACACCACCGAAACUCGAACAGUAGGAAUAGAGACGCAGAGAAAGACAGGCACAGGGACAGGAAGGAUGCAGGAAGGGAUCAUGGUGGUGGAAGCUAUGAUUCGAGAAACGAUCAUAACGACGCCGUGGUCAUUAAGAGCCGAAGAAGCGAGCCUCCUGUCGACAAGCACAAUGGUGGAAGGGGUUCGAGGAAGGAUGACGAGGCCGCCGACACAAGCCAAAGGCACAGCAGGCACCACCGUCGGUAGAGCCGGGGUUUUGGAGCUUCGCGGCUGUGCCACGCGAAGGCACACGCGUUUUAUCAUCUCAAAGCAGGGAACAAAAGAAAGGAAGGAAACAGGAAAAAUGGCGCUUUUUGAGGUGGAGGAGAAGGAUUGAGAUCCAUGACGACGAUGACAAGCUCUGCGGUACGCUUGGUGCCACUUGCCGCAAAGAUGUGCAUGAAAGCCAAACACAGUGGCCAGCACAGGACGAGAUUUUCCUGGCUUAUCCAAACAGAAGGUGGGACGCGAGCACUAUACGACCGAAAACGAAGUAGCAAAGAGCUUGAGGAGAGAGCGCGUAAGAAGAUGUGAUCAAUAGUGUGAUCGAGCUCUCCCUUUCGAAAGAAGAAUCGUGAGGUAAGUCUCGUGGGGUCACAGGAAAUCUCUCCACGCUUUCAAUGCGCGUAAGAUGAUCUUAGCGUUUUUGGAUUGAUCAGGAAAUCUAGAAGAAGUUUCUAAGAGGAACUUAAAACUUGAGAGGAAACUCCCGGCGCUGUUCAAAGCUUCUCGCGCGGGAGUAAAAAGAAGGUUUUUACGUCGCGCAUCAAAACGUUGAAUUUAUUUGAAGAUUCUUUGUC